Molecule: messenger RNA, 1743 nt
Organism: Saccostrea cuccullata (small rock oyster)
Lineage: Eukaryota; Metazoa; Mollusca; Bivalvia; Ostreida; Ostreidae
Product: cytochrome P450 26A1-like
Exons: 5
Coding region: 1-1587 (528 amino acids)
Biological process (GO): sterol metabolic process
Molecular function (GO): iron ion binding; monooxygenase activity; heme binding
Source: RefSeq, a predicted model, not a curated record
AUGGCGGGAAAAUCAUGGAUAUUAAUCACCGUAUCAAUGAAUUGGCGUGGUCAAAAGCUGUCCCUUAUUGAGAGGUCAGCAGUUCAGGAAGCGAUGGACCGAACCUCAGCAGCAGUGGUCAAGGGGCCUAAAGAGGGAAGACUAACAUACAUCGUGUAUCCCUCGCUGCUUUCAUGGCUUCUAAUAUUCUUAUGCUGCAAAUUCUGGAAAAUCUACAUCUGUUCAUCUAAGGACCCUACGUCACACUGCCCUCUACCCCCCGGGGACCUAGGAGUGCCAUUCAUAGGGGAAACAGUAUCAUUCUUAUUCAUGGGAAGACGAUUUUUUGACAAAAGACGAGAAAAACAUGGCCGUGUUUUCAAGACACACAUUCUUGGAAAACCAACGGUUAGAAUCAUAGGAGCUGCAAAUGCACGGAAAGUCCUUAUGAGUGAAAACUCUCUUGUGGAGUCACAAUGGCCAAGAAGCAUACAGAUGCUGCUAGGAGAAGGCAGUCUUACGCUGGCAUCGGGCAGAGUCCACACGAUUCGCAAAAGAGCCAUCCUCCGAGCGUUCACUUACGAUGCCUUGAGCGGCUAUGCCGUUUUGACACAAACAAUUAUUAGAAAGUAUAUCAACAAUUGGUGCUGCGAGGAAAAUAUUUUGGGAUAUAAGGAAUUUAGAAGUUUGGCUUUCGAACUCUCCUGUCAAGUUCUACUUGGAUUUGAAAUGAACAAAGAGGAACAUGGCCGCCUCUUGGGUGCGUUCGAGACCUUCAUGUCUAGUCUCUUCAGCAUACCGAUUCGAAUACCCGGGCUAGGACUGGACAAGGGAAUGAAAGCUCGAGAAACCAUGCUACAAAAAAUUGAAGAGAUCAUAUUACAGAAACAAAAUGGUGGGACCGAUACAAGAUCGACGGACGCAUUGAGUCUUAUGAUGGGAAUUGAAGGAAAAGAAAAGUUGGAGAUCGAAGAAGCAAAGAAUGUCGCAUUAGAAUUGAUGUUUGCAGGCCACGAGACAACAUCAAGCGCCGCUAGCACGUUGGUUCUCAAUUUAGCAAGAAACCCUGAAGUCCUGUUCAAGAUCACCGAAGAGCUUGCCUUGAAUGGCUUGCUGGAUAACAGAAAUUCUGCGUUAGAUCUUGGACGAAUUAACAAAUUAAAGUACGUAAGAAAUGUGGUGAAGGAAGGCCUGCGAAUAUCCCCACCAAUCGGAGGAGGUUACAGAAAAGCUCUUCAAACACUCGAGAUAGAGGGUUAUCAAAUACCAAAAGGAUGGAGUAUCGUGUACAGCAUACGAGAUUCUCAUGAAACCAGUCCUCUCAUCGACAAACCGGAAGUAUUCAACCCCGACAGAUGGUCCUCUCUUCAAAUCGAUGACCGUGAACAUUUCUUUCCUUUUGGAGGAGGUAAAAAAGGCUGUGCUGGAAAAGAGUUUGCACUGCUUAUGCUGAAAGUAUUCGUUAUCGAAAUUUGUCGAAGUUCUUGUUGGCAUGUUAAGAACGUAAAUCCCAAAAUAAAAUACUUGCCAGUGCCACACCCGUCAGACGAUUUGCCAAUGGUAUUUCAGAGACUAAACCAAAACCGCGAUAGAGCUGCUACGGUCUAAAAUCAAUCGGGUAUCUGUUGAAGUAGUUUGAGCGCCAGAAACACACGCACACACACACACCUCAAGCAAUUAAGUCCGAUUAUCAGUAUAUUUAUAUAUGAACUGUUUUACUGUGGCGGGUGCGAUAUCAGUGAGGCAAAAUUUUAUGAACUUGUU